This is a messenger RNA of Megalobrama amblycephala (Wuchang bream), 2394 nucleotides long. Its product is annotated as gastrula zinc finger protein XlCGF7.1-like. The record is from RefSeq and is a predicted model, not a curated record. Gene Ontology annotation, biological process: regulation of transcription by RNA polymerase II. Lineage: Eukaryota; Metazoa; Chordata; Actinopteri; Cypriniformes; Xenocyprididae. The transcript has 3 exons. Gene Ontology annotation, cellular component: nucleus. Gene Ontology annotation, molecular function: DNA-binding transcription factor activity, RNA polymerase II-specific; RNA polymerase II cis-regulatory region sequence-specific DNA binding. Bases 731 to 1840 code for a protein of 369 amino acids.
CUCCAAGUGGCAACUUUUCAAGUGGAAGUGGGUGAAAUGCCUUUAACGGUGAGACGUCAACAGUUGUUUAUGGUAUACUGGGUAACAUUAAAAGGGCAUAAAGAAUCACACUCUAAAACAAAUGUAUUUCACGAGUGCUGCGAACAUACGAAAGGAAAUAAUCACAGUCUAGGAUGGAUAUGUACCCAAUUAGCUCAAUCAAUUGGAAUAGACCAGAGGAAUUAUAGCCAAACUGUGCCAUUGCCUGCUAUUCCACCAUGGAUGUUUCCAAUGCCACAUAUAGACAUGAGAAACUAUCAGGAGAAUUUGGUGAGUGUGCGUGUGUGUGGGAGAGAGAAAGAGAGAGAGAGUCUGUAGUAGACUGUAAACCUAUUGUCUGAUCCAGACUCCGGAGCAGAAGGUGGCGGUAAUGCACCAAUGGAUGCCAACAGUCGUAAAACAAGAAAGAAGAAACUGAGUGGUCUGCUUUUGUUGUCACGGAGAAAAAGGCUACUCUAUUAAUUACUUAUUGGCCUAAAUAACAUCUGGAUGCAUUCAUAUGUGGUAAAGGGUCUCCUGCAUGACAGAUCUGGUCCUGUGGGCGUCAGUAUCACACAGCGAUCACAGUUCACACCUGCAGUGAAACUCCUCCCACAACAAUUCACCAAUAAAUACUGGGAAUAUUCACCUCAUCCUACAAGAGAAGGACAAACUCCAGGUGUAGCAGCUGAAAUCUGUGUGACUGUUAAAGAUGGAGUUUAUUAAAGAAGAGAUUGAAGACAUGAGUAUUUCAGAGCCAUCCAGAAUAAAACAUGAAGAUACUGAGGAACAGAUAGACUGGAUGGAGAUGAAACCGCAAAAACAUGAACUGAAUGAAGAAGAGGAGGAAAAGCAGAGCAUCAAAACCCAAAGAACAAAAGAUAAGCCGCACACCUGCUCUCAGUGUGGAAAGAGUUUCAAUCGCAAAGGAAACCUAAAGACACACAUGAGAGUUCACACUGGAGAAAAACCGUUUACAUGCACUCAGUGUGGAAAGAGUUUUUAUCAAGCAUCAAGUCUCAGUAAUCAUCUGCAGGUUCACUCUGGAGAAAAGCAGUGCAAUCAGUGUGGUAAAGAUUUUCAUUCAUCAUCACACCUAAAACAACACCUAAAAGUUCAUUCAGAUGAGAGGCCUUCUGUGUGUUCUUUCUGUGGAAAGAGUUUUUCAGGGCUUUAUAGUUUUAAACAGCACCAGAAAACACAUAAUGAAGUAAGAGAUCAUGUGUGCUGUGAGUGUGGGAAGAGCUUUACUAGAGCUGACUGUCUGAAACUGCACCAAAGAAUUCAUUCUGGAGAAAAACCUUACAAGUGCUCAUAUUGUGACAAGAGUUUCACUGAUUCAGGAUCCCUGAAAUCACAUGAGCGAGUUCAUACUGGAGAGAAGCCGUACCACUGUACUCAGUGUGGAAAAAGUUUUACUCAUGCAUCAGCCCUCAGAAUUCAUCAGCGCAUUCACUCUGGAGAAAAGCCAUUUAACUGUGAUCAGUGUGAUAAAAAGUUUAUUUCAUCAUCACAUUUAAAAAAACACCUAAACAUUCAUUUAGAUGAGAGGCCUUAUGUGUGUUCUCUCUGUGGAAAGGGUUUUUCAUGGCUGAACAAUUUUCAACAGCACCAGAAAACACAUAAUGAAGUGAAAGAUCAUGUGUGUUGUUAUUGUGGGAAGAGCUUUAAUAGAGCUGGCAAUCUGAAACAGCACCAAAGAAUUCAUACUGGAGAAAAACCUUACAAUUGCUCAUAUUGUGACAAGAGUUUCAAUCAUUCUGGAUCCCUGAAAUCACAUGAGCGACUUCAUACUAGCGAGAAGCCGUACCACUGUACUUAGUGCACUUGAGUAAAAACAAGUAAGCAGCAUUUGUUUUCAUGUUAAAUACAAUCAAGUAAAUAGUGUGAGAUAAAAUUUGAAGUUUGUCCUAAAAGCACAAUAUCUUUUUGCCCUAUUGGUAAACAAGUGCUUGGGAAAACUUUUAAGAUUUGAAAUUUAAAGCUUCACCAGUCCACAACUCUAUAGUCAUUGUUGUAGUUUAUUUCCAUUAGGAUGGAAUGUGUGUAAAUAUGUCUUUCGUGAAUUGGAUAAAUUCACGUCAUGUACUUAUUUAUUAAGUGUAAUAAAUUAUAUUCUGAUAGUACUUGUAAAUUGAGAAAUAAAACAGAAACGACAUCUUAUCUGGUGCAUGUUUGUUUCGAAUUACUCACCCUCAUGUCAUUCCAAACCCAUAAGACUUUCAUCUUCGGAACACAAAUUAAGGUUAUUUUGAUGAAAUCUGAGAGAUGUCUGUCCCUCCAUAGAUAGCUGUGCAACUGAAACUUUGAAGCUUUAAAAAGUUCAUAAAGAGAUAAAACUGCUUUAGUGAGACUUGAUGACUGCAGUGACCAAAC